Phyllotreta striolata is the source of this 1339-nucleotide messenger RNA. Lineage: Eukaryota; Metazoa; Arthropoda; Insecta; Coleoptera; Chrysomelidae. The record is from the annotation of a GenBank genome assembly.
AAAAAAUGACAAUUCACAAAUAAAAAUUCAUUCAAUCCUCUUUAAGCGGGCGCUAAUUUAAAAAUUUUCAGUUGAUUAUGAAAUGAUAUCGGAACCAUGGUUUUCCUAGGAAUUAACGGUUUCGGCCGAAUCGGCCGCAUGAUCCUCAAGCUGGCGAUCGAAAGGGACAUGGAGGUCAGGGCCAUCAACGAGCCCAACACCUGCGAUACGGCCUUCUUGGCCUACAUAUUCAAACACGACUCCACCCACGGCCGAUUCUUCGGAAAAGCCGUCCCGGAAGGGGACUGCUUGAACAUUAACGGCAUGAAAAUCAGAGUAUACAGAGAACGCGAUCCUUCCAAGGUGCCGUGGCUAAAUACUUCAGUCGAUUACGUUGUGGAUAGUUCUGGGAAGUUUACUUGUCGAAACGAAGCCAACAAACUCCUUUGUGGCGGUGCUAAAAAGGCGGUCGUUUGCGGCCUGAGCGACGACAUACCCAUGUACCUUUGCGGGAUAAAUUUGAAGAAAUACAAGUCAUCAGAAAAGAUAGUCUCGUUGGGCGCUUGCUGCACCAAUUGCCUGGCGCCCAUAGCGAAGGUACUGAAUGAUAAGUUCGGCAUCGCAUCGGCACUGGUGACGUCUUUGCAUUCGGUUACUCACGGCCAGCAGGUCUUGGACGCGGUAGGAAAGCAGUACCGCCUGUCCAGAGGCGCCUUCCAGAACAUCAUACCCACCGCGCCGAAGGCCUUCGACGCCGUCACCAAAGUCAUACCGGCAUUGAAGAAGAAAAUCCUGGGCAUCCAGUACAGAGUGCCGACGCCCAACGUUUCGGUCAUGUCAAUCUCGGUGCAACUGAAGAAAUGCACCAGCUACAAGCAGGUGAAGUGCGUCAUACGCGAGGCGGCCGAGAACGAUUUCAAGGGCGUUUUGGGCUACACGGAGGAGCAGGCGGUGUCGACGGAUUUCCUGGGCAGCACCUGCUCGUCGGUGUUCGACGCCUCUGCGGGGCAAAUGCUCAAUCCGAAAACGUACCAUUUGGUAUCUUGGUACGACAACGAGGUGGGUUACUCUUCGAGAGUUUUGGACACGGUCAAACACAUGGAGGAGCAGGACAUCAUAGCCAGAGAGAUGGCGAUGUUGAAGCAGAGGAGAAAGAAGCAGAAAUGCUAGAGCGAAAGUUCUUUGGAGAAGUGUCCUUUUCAAUUCAAUAUUUCUUUAAAUAUCUCCUAACAAGAUCACUUGUUAAUUGUAAAUUAAUUGAAAAUUGUUUAAGAAAGAAACAUUAUUAACGUAUUCACCUCCCCUGUAAGUCUUAUCACACCUUUUGUAAUAUUCAUUUAAGUCGUAUUAUUCGUUGAAG